Messenger RNA from Vigna angularis (adzuki bean), 713 nucleotides. Its product is annotated as DNA-directed RNA polymerases II, IV and V subunit 9A. Gene Ontology annotation, biological process: maintenance of transcriptional fidelity during transcription elongation by RNA polymerase II; transcription initiation at RNA polymerase II promoter; DNA-templated transcription. The coding region runs from base 103 to 447 and encodes 114 amino acids. NCBI's taxonomy places the organism in Eukaryota, Viridiplantae, Streptophyta, Magnoliopsida, Fabales, Fabaceae. The record is from RefSeq and is a predicted model, not a curated record. The transcript has 4 exons. Gene Ontology annotation, cellular component: RNA polymerase II, core complex. Gene Ontology annotation, molecular function: zinc ion binding; DNA-directed RNA polymerase activity; nucleic acid binding.
AUAACAGAGACAGAGGCGUGAGAGGGAAAUUAGAAAGAGCAAAGAAAAGGAGCGAAGAAGAGCAUCGAGUAGGAUUCUUCAUCCCUUCACAUCGUUGCCAAGAUGAGUACUAUGAAAUUUUGCCGUGAAUGUAACAACAUUCUCUACCCUAAAGAAGACAGAGAUCAGAAGAUUCUUCUCUACGCUUGCCGCAACUGCGACCAUCAGGAGGUUGCGGAUAACUUCUGUGUAUACAGGAAUGAGAUACAUCAUUCUGUUGGAGAGCGCACUCAAGUGUUGCAGGAUGUAGCUGCAGAUCCAACGCUUCCUCGGACCAAGUCUGUUCGCUGCACUCAGUGCAAUCAUGGUGAAGCUGUCUUUUUCCAGGCAACAGCAAGAGGGGAAGAAGGAAUGACACUUUUUUUCGUUUGCUGCAAUCCAAACUGUGGAUACCGAUGGAGAGACUGAAAUUUGAGCUUCUUCAGAUGAAGGUUCAAUACUGGGGAAAUCCAAUAUUUGUUUUAGCCUAUUUUGAAAAGUUAAUCUUUUUAUUUUUCUUGUCAAGUUUCUGAAAAGCUUUUGGAAAACAGAAACUACUUCUCAAAUUUUAAGCUAAAGCAAAAAGGGCUAUGUUGUCUAUAGUAUGACAGAGGAGAGAAUGCAUUUCUGAAAAGCUUUUUAUUUUUGUUUUAACUGCAGUUUCUGAUCUAAUGAUUAAAAUAGUUAAUGUAAAA